This is a messenger RNA of Myxocyprinus asiaticus (Chinese sucker), 1979 nucleotides long. Its product is annotated as protein YIPF5-like. Gene Ontology annotation, biological process: regulation of ER to Golgi vesicle-mediated transport; endoplasmic reticulum to Golgi vesicle-mediated transport; vesicle fusion with Golgi apparatus. Lineage: Eukaryota; Metazoa; Chordata; Actinopteri; Cypriniformes; Catostomidae. Gene Ontology annotation, cellular component: trans-Golgi network; membrane. Bases 101 to 877 code for a protein of 258 amino acids. The record is from RefSeq and is a predicted model, not a curated record. The transcript has 6 exons.
AUGACGUCAUUGUCCCCGUGAUCCGGAAGCUCUGCUGUUAUUUCUUGUACACGUAGCUAGCAGUGUUGGCGGAGUCUCUGGUGUUUAACGGCUGCUCGCAAUGGCAGGGUUUGACAACUUCAACACAGACUUUUACCAGUCUAGUUACAGCGUAGAUGACCAAAACCAAGGAGGAUAUGGCUACAGCAACACAGAAGACCCGUACAGCAAGCCAUAUGGUCAAAAUGAUUACUCGCAGUCAAUGGGCUACUCGGCGCCUCCAGGAAUGAUACCGCCUCAGCAGCCAUACAUGGGGCAGAUCUACCAGCCCACACCAGCGUUUACACCCACCUCCUCACAGUCCAUAUACAGCAGCAGCUUUGAGGAUGAGCCUCCGUUACUGGAGGAGCUGGGGAUAAACUUUGAUCACAUCUGGCAGAAGACGUUGACCGUGCUGCAUCCAUUGAAGGCAGCAGAUGGCAGUAUAAUGAACGAAACAGACCUGGCUGGUCCCAUGGUGUUCUGUUUAGCCUUCGGGGCCACGCUACUCUUGACGGGUAAGAUCCAGUUUGGUUAUGUGUAUGGUAUCAGUGCCAUCGGGUGCCUUGGCAUGUACUGCCUGCUCAACCUCAUGAGUAUGACGGGUGUGUCGUUUGGCUGUGUGGCCAGUGUUCUGGGUUACUGUCUGUUACCUAUGAUCAUCCUGUCCAGUUUCGGUGUCCUCUUUUCCUUACAGGGCAUGAUGGGUAUCAUUUUAACAGCUGCCAUCAUUGGCUGGUGCAGUCUUUCAGCCUCUAAGAUCUUCAUCUCAGCUUUGGCCAUGGACGGGCAGCAGCUGCUAGUGGCAUACCCCUGCGCCCUGCUCUAUGGAGUCUUCGCCCUCAUCUCUGUUUUCUGAACUCUGAAUCUCUACAUAUACACACACACACACAACCCUUUAUUUGAGGACUCCAUCAUUGAGCGUGUUUUUCAUCUUCUGAGAGAAUGUGGCAUUAAUUUUUCAUGCUUUAUUUUUGCUGGCCCUCCUACUCUUAGAAAGGUUUGUGCUUGUUAUAUAAUGCAGGUUAAUACUCAUCACAGUAUCCACUUAUUCCCUUCAAAAUAGUCUUUAAUCAAGUCAGAAAAAAGUGUUUGCGUCAAAGAGAAGAAUGUGUUAUCAAUGCGAAGAGCACGUUUCUCCUCCUACACAACGUUUUUAAUGCUUUUGUUUUUUCAUAGAGACAUCUCACUCUAGAAUGUCCUUUGCCAAGAAAACUCGUUUUUUCUUCACAUUCCUGAAUUACUGUUGAUUGUUCAGCCUGUGUUCAUUCGUACGCUUGGGUUAGUUAAGAGUGCCUACAUCGUGAAUACACACAUUUUCAGCCAUGUACUAGUUAAAUUAAAAGGAAAGAAGAAAAAGCAUGCUUUUUUUUUCUUUGAAACUGAUAGCAGUCUGCAAUAAAUCCUUAAACUGUGGCUUACAAAAGAUACAGACAUUUUAACCGCUUUGUUAAACAUGUCCGCAGGCUAGACUUUUGUAUUUCUUGAUUUAUUCACAUUAACACAUUGAUACAGGUUGCAGAGCCAAUUUGAAAUACUUCUUAAAGGGAUAGUUCACCCAAAAAUAAAUUCUGUCAUCAUUUACUCAAUCUCAUGUUGUUCCAGACAUCUCCUUUUUUGUGUUCCAUUAAAGAAAGAACAUCAUAUGGGGUUGGAACAACAUAAAGGUGAGUAAAUGAUGACAGAAUCUUACUUUUUGGGUGAACUAUCCCUCCUAAAGCUUAAAGACUUAUGUAUACAAAUCUAAACAAAGUCUCUCUUUCAAGUCACUGAUCUGUGGAUUGGCUUUUUUUGUUCAUGUUAAGGAGCCACGACGAGUAUAUUUAUAUGCCAUGUAACUUGUUUUGUAUAUUCAGAAGAGUACAAAUGUUUCUAUCAAUUCUGUGUUGUGGAAAAUCUGUGACCAACUGAUGGGGUGUUUCACAGGUUUUAAUCAAAUAAAAAUGCAAGUUUUGUUGGAA